Messenger RNA from Lepisosteus oculatus (spotted gar), 1607 nucleotides. RefSeq names its product prenyl (decaprenyl) diphosphate synthase, subunit 2 (gene pdss2). The record is from RefSeq and is a predicted model, not a curated record. NCBI's taxonomy places the organism in Eukaryota, Metazoa, Chordata, Actinopteri, Semionotiformes, Lepisosteidae. Gene Ontology annotation, molecular function: prenyltransferase activity. Gene Ontology annotation, cellular component: mitochondrion; transferase complex. Gene Ontology annotation, biological process: ubiquinone biosynthetic process; isoprenoid biosynthetic process.
UGACGGAUUUUGUUUUAUCAAAGAUGGCGGCGCCCAUUGAAGUGUCGUGAGACCUAGUUUGUCUCAUAAUAUCAGCUUACUUCUCUGUUGUCAUUCAGAGAAAAGUAAGAAAUGCAACAGGAAAAAUAUAAUUUUACUUAGAUAUCAAUGUUCGAAUUUUAAGGUACAGCGUUUAACAUUGGUACACUCAUGAGCAAAUCAGGUUUAAAUAACUGCGUUGUACUUUGUAAGACACAGAGUAUCUUGUGAUCAUCUGUAUUGUUUGUCUGACAGCUUGUCUAUGAAAUUGAGCAGCUGAUUAAACAGCUAAGUAUAUGUUCGUGUCUUAAUAUAUUUGAUUGCCAGAAUGACUUUGGUGCGAAACACGCUUACUUGCCUUGGUGUGUUAAAUAGAGGUCACAGAAAUAUUAGCCUUUUUUCAAACUCUUCGCCUUCUAACUGGAGUAAAGUUGUUUCCGAUGCUGAAAAGAUAGUAGGGUAUCCAACCUCUUUCAUGAGCCUUCGCUGUCUAUUAAGUGAUGAACUCAGCAACGUGGCAAUGCAAGUCAGGAAACUGGUCGGAACAAAACACCCUUUACUCAACACUGCAAGGGGGUUUGUCUAUGACAGCAGGAACAACCUUCAGAUGAGAGGCUUGGUGGUGCUUCUGAUCUCUAAAGCUGCUGGCCCUAGCACUGCCACCACAGACCUUCUACAGCAGGACAUGGUCAGUGGAAUCUACCCCAGCCAGCGGAACCUUGCUGAGAUAACUGAGCUCAUCCACACUGCGUUCCUGGUGCAUCGUGGGAUAGUGAACCUGAAAGACUGGAUCAAUUCUGAUGGCCCUCUGAAGGACAUGGAGUUUGGAAACAAAAUGGCAGUGUUAAGUGGGGAUUUCCUUUUAGCCAAUGCCUGUACUGGUCUGGCUCAACUGAAUAACACAAAGGUAGUUGAACUCGUCUCCAGUGCCAUCGGUGACUUGGUGCAAGGCAUUUAUUAUGAGAACACCAGUGCGGCUAAGGAGGAGCAAGUGACAGAAGACAUCACUGUUGCUUCGUGGGAGGAGCAGACCUUUCUAUCCCAUGGUGCUUUGCUGGCAAAGAGCUGUCAGGCAGCUAUGGAGCUGGCUAAGCAUGACGAAGAGUCUCAGGCACUGGCAUUCCAGUAUGGCAAGCACAUGGCCCUUGGACACAAGAUUAAUUCAGACCUGCUGCCAUUUGUAAAGGGGAGUACGGGGGAACUUGGGACCUUCAGCUUGAACUCUGCUCCUGUUGUGUUCCAUCAGGAGCUUGUUGGCAGAGAGGGCUGGAUGCACCAGCUCCAGCAGGCCAGACCCCAGGGACGACCACUGGACUACCCAAAGUUGUGGGGAGCAAUCAAGGCUGGCCAAGGUGUGAACGCAGUUAUCGACCUGUGCUGUUACCAUGGAAACAAGGCACUUGAGGCCAUAAAGUGCUUCCCUCCCUCUGAGGCCAGAUCAGCUUUGGAAAACAUUGCCUGUGCUGUCACCAGAUUUUGAUGGAGGCAGGGGAGACCUCCACCUCUAUAAAAAUGCAGAGGAUGUAUACUGUGUAUAUGUGUUUUCCAGUGGACCUUUAAAAUAAAUACAAAAUGUUUAUAUAAAUAAA